GACAGAUUAAAGGCGAAGAUAUUUCAGAUAUUAGAACGUCUGCUGCUGCAGUGGCUACAAAGUAGCACAUGUAUCCCAAGGGGAGGCAACAUUUUAUCCUUUAGCAUCUCGACUUAAGCGGUUUUAAAAUUGAGUUUGUGGCUAAACUGUCACUUUUAGCUGUUAAAUAUUUAGUAUAAUUGACUCCUACAUCAGAGUUAACUCUGUGUGUGGCGAGCUGGGAGGCUGAGCAGAGCAGGAGGAGGGGUAGGGGGGUCUGACGGCAGAUGCCUUUGCAGCAGAGGACCAAGGAGGAUGUUAGUGUGUGUGUGUGAGUGUGUGAGUGUGUGUAGUGUUGCGGGACAAAAUGCGGAUAGGACUUUGCUUGAACACCGACUCGGCGACGUGUAAACUGUCGUGGAUGUAGCAAUCUAAGCCGCAGUGGCGGGGACGACAUUCUCGACUAGUUUAAAUAAGAUGGAUGGGACGAUUUUUGGAUGCUGCACUUGUGCAAGACAGCGUCACUUCUGAGGGAAAUGUUGCUGUAACUGGGUUGCUACCAGUCUUAUCCUGAUUGACACAACUGGGAUAUUCUGCUGAGAUUUAUCACCCACAAGCUUGGUAACGAUGGAGAGUGGAGUUUUUCUGCCCUGUCUGGAUCAGUUCAUGCUGAGCCCACUUGUCACUUGGGUGAAGACAUUCAUGCCACAUGAUGACAGCAUGCAUUUGGACUUUUCUGUAUUACUGGAUGGAGUCUUUUUGAAUGACAUAAUGACACAAAUAAAUCCCUCAGCUACACCUCAGGGUGCAAACAAAGUGAGCAGGGAUCCAAAUCAGAGGAUCCAGAACCUGAAUGUCCUCGUCCAGCAAAUCAAGACGUAUUAUCUGGAUAAUCUGAGACAAUUAAUCAUGAUUCCUUUGCCAAACGUGUUGCUGCUUGGCAGGACUCCUUACUGUGAACAAAGUCUGGAGGAAAUGAAAAAGCUUUUGCUGCUGCUGUUAGGAUGUGCCGUCCAGUGUGAGAAAAAGGAGGAGUACAUUGAGAGGAUCCAGACGCUUGACUUUGACACGAAAGCUGCCAUAGCUGCACAUAUUCAGGAGUUGACCCACAGUCAGGAGAACGUGCUGGACCUGCAGUGGUUGGAGUCCAGUGAGGUGCAGCCAGAUGAGCUGGAGGCCAUCGCCAGGAACAUGGCCACGCACCUCCGACAUGUCCUGGACCAGAGGGACACCCAUCUAGAGACUAUUGCAGAUCUAAUGCAGGAAAAGGAAGGUGUGAUCAGCUUGCUCAAUAGUCCCUCCAGCCCGCAGUCCGGCAGCUACUCUCCCAGCAUGCAACACCAGACGGGGACUCAACAACACCUGGCGGUGGAGCUGGCUGACUCUAAGGCCAAGAUCAGACGACUGAGACAAGAACUAGAGGAGAAGAGUGAGCAGAUGCAGGACUGCAGACAUGAGCUGGAGAACAUGGAGACAGAGCUGAAGAGGAUCCAGCAGGAGAACUCCCAGCUGCUUGGAGACGCCCGUGCUGCUCGGACCUACCGUGACGAGCUGGACGCCCUGAGAGAGAGAGCUAUAAAGGCGGACAAGCUGGAGAGUGAAGCUGGACGCUACAGGGAGCAACUGCACAAGAUGGAGUUCUACAAGGCCAAAGUGGAGGAGGUAAAGGAGGAUAACAGGGUUCUGCAGGAGACCAAAGAGGUGUUGGAGGAUCAGCUGGCAGGAUGGAGGGCUCGCUCUGAUAAAAUCCACCAGCUGGAGAAGCACAGUCUGCUGCUGAAGGCCAGGGUUCAUGACAUGGAACAGGAGAAAGAGGCUGAUCGGAGGCGCAUCGAGGAGCUGCAGGAGGAGAACCUGGCUCUGUGUUUGGCUCAGAGGAGGACCAUGGAGGAGUCCCAACACCUGGGCUGGGAGUUAGAGCAGCUCUCCAAAACCACUGAGAAAUCUCAGGGCCAGCAGACUCUGGGCGAGGAGGUGAGUGAGAGGACCCGCAGUCGGAUGCUGAAGCUGGAGAAGGAGAACCAAAGUCUGUUGAGGAUCAUCGAGGAACUCAGAGCUGUGUCUAAUAACAACAGCGUGCAGCCCAAACAUGGCCGCCAGGUGUUCCGUGGCACCAAUCACUGUUCCUCAUCAUCAGAUGAACCCACGGGGCUGCAAACCACCUGCUCAGAUUUAGAAAACUGCACUAAUGUAUCCGCAGUAACAAGGCCGAUUCUGAAUGGAGAUUCAAACUGCCAUGAGCCACUCCACGCAGAAGAUCUGGAAGGAGACCAUAGUGAGAUCCUCCUCACAGAUAGUGCAGACCUUCAUAUUCAGGAGAAAGGACAGCUGGAGGACAGAGACGAUGGAGACCAUUUUAAAGAACUGAUGUCUGAUCUGGAAGUCUUAGAAAACAAUCACAAUAGGCUCCAUUGUUUUGUUGGAUCACGUGACGGCUCCCCUGGCUCCAAGAGCAGCAGUCCCCGCCAUGACAGCAUCUUCACAGGUCUGCCAACACGUUCCUCCUACGCCAGCAAGCACACACAGCGUCUGGAGGCCAAGUGCAGGGCUCUGGACACAGUGAACCAGCAUCUGCAGACUUCCCUCGAUAACACUGACCGUAAAGUCCAGCGCCUGGAGGCAGAGGUUCAGGAGCUGGAGGCAGAGAACCAGAGUCUUCAGGCCACGUUGGAGGAACUUCGGAUCUCUGCACGACGCCUGGAGCAACUAGAAACAGAGAAGCAAAGUCUGGAGCAGGAAACCACAGUCCUGGAGAGGGAAAAGAGGCAGCUAGAGAAAGAGAAUCGACGGCUCCGUCAGCAGGCUGAAAUACAGGAAGCCAACUUAGACAGCAGCAAUAUCUGUAUGGCCAGCCUGGAAAGGGAGAUGCGAUUUCUUGUAAAGGAGGUGGAGGGGUUGAGGGAGACUGCUGAGAGGGUCAAAGGCCUGGAGAGAGACAACAGAGAACUGACCAAGCAAACUGCUAUCGACCACAGGACCCUGGCCACCCUCAGAGAGGAGCUGGUAAGUGAGAAGCUGAAGACCCAGCAGAGAGAUAAUGAACUGGAGAAGCUGGCUCACGAUUUAGAAAUGAAGGUCCUGAACCAGGAGAGUUUACAGGACGCUGAACAAGAGGAGGCACCAGACAACAGCAGGUUCAAGAUGCUGGAGUCGGAAUUGGAGUCAUCUCUGAAGAAAUCUCUGCAGAUUAAAGAGGACAAGAUGGCGGCUUUGGAAGCUCGUCUGCAGGAAUCCUCCACCCUGAACCUGCAGCUGCGCCAAGAGCUUAAGACUGUGAAGCUGAGCUAUGAGGCCUUGCAACAGAGGCAGGAGGAGGAGUGGACAGCAUCAAGUUCCAGCCCUCCCAGUGAGACUGGCAAGGCUAUGAGCGAGUGGCUGAGAGAAAGCCAGGAGGCCACCAAGGAGCUGCUGAAGCUCAAAGACCGUCUCAUUGAAGUGGAGAGGAAUAAUGCGACACUAGAGGCAGAGCGCCAGGCUAUGCAGGCCCAGCUGAAACAGCUGGAGAGCCAGUCGGACAGUCAGCAGGCUCAGAUCCUCGCCCUGCAGAGGCAGGCUGCCUCCCUGCAGGAGAACAACACAGCCCUGCAGACACACACUGCUAACCUGCAGGUGGAGAAAUCCACUCUGAACUCUCAGAGCGCCUCCCUCAUGGCCCAGAAUGCUCAGCUGCAGCAGCAGCAGUCGGGGACAGAAAGCGAACGUGAUGGCGCCAUACGGGAACGCGAGGAGCUGCGCGGUGUUCACGAGCAGCUACUGCGAGAUCACGAGCGGCUAGCGGCGCUGCAUGAGCGACAAGCCAUGGAGUGUGAGACCCUGAUGGGCAAACAUGGCUGUCUGAAGAACGCCCAUCGCACUCUGGAGCUGGAGCAUCGCACACUGCAGGACAGAUAUAAUAGCCUGUUGCAGAAGGGGACCAAGCUAGAAGACCUGGAGAAAGCCCUGAAGGAGGAGCAGAUGAGGAUGGCUCUGGAGAAAGAGCAGCACAGGACCACUGCCUCUGAGUGUCGUAGGCUCCGAGACGAGAAGGACUGGCUGAACCAGACGUACCGUCAGCUUCUUAAUGACAACGAGUUGCUGACGGUGGAUCACAAGGAGCUGAAGAGCCAGCUGAAUGAGGCCAAGCUGGAGCACACCUGGCUGGAGGCCGACUUCUCCAAGCUGAAGAAGGAGUUUCAGCAGCUGGACAUCACCUCCACUAAGCUCACCAACCAGUGUGAGCUGCUGAGCCAGUUAAAGGGCAACCUGGAGGAAGAGAAUCGCCACCUGCUCAGCCAGAUCGAGACCCUGAUGCUGCAGAACCGAACCCUGCUGGAGCAGACGAUGGAGAGCAAGGACCUGUUCCACGUUGAAGAGCGACAGUAUAUUGACAAACUUAAUGAUUUGAGGAGGCAGAAGGAGAAGCUGGAGGAAAAGAUAAUGGACCAGUACAAGUUUUAUGAGCCGUCGCCUCCUCGUAGACGUGGAAACUGGAUCACACUGAAACUGAAGAAGUUGAUUAAAUCCAACAGCCGAGAGCACGGACCCGACCGCCCACCCACUCCCACACACUCUGGCAUGGCCGAGACACACCUCCCCUGUCACGACAACAGCUCUUUCAUCAGCUCAGAUGGCUCUGGAGGCUCAGCCUCCACCUCAGUGGGUGAUGCCAUCUCCCCCCAGCGUACCAGCACCACCAAAAUGUUUCCCCGUAUGAGGAACAGGCUGAAGGACAGAGACAAAGUCAAGUCCCUCUUCCGUCGUUCCAUGUCCCUGAGCAGCCUGGCGUCCCCCUCGGCCCCGUCCAAGGAGGAGCGAUGGGCAGCCAGCUCAGAGCAGCUGGACGGGUCAGAGGCUGAUGUGGAGGAGGACAGGAAGAACGCAUUGUCCUCAUCUCUUACCACAUCCAUCUUGUCCAUCCUCCACCUUAAUCUCCCCACCACUCCUCCACCAUCUGGCCACCACGUCACCAUCACAACCACUGACUCCACCGACACUGUUCCAGAUGUUUCUGAGCUCUGGGUGACAGACAAGGAGUCAAACGACAGCGCUGUGCCAUCUGGAUUUGAGGACAACGAGGAGCUGCAGCAUCACGGGCUGAACGGCGCCCAGAGUCGAGCCCAGAGCGAGAGCAGUGGUGAGUUCAGCAUGAGCCUGGACAACGAGCCGUGGUCCAACGGCAGCAGCCCCGUCCAGCAGCCUCCGUCACGCCGCUCCUCCUCCUCCUUCCAGCCCCCCAGCGACGCCUCCACCCCCCAACACAAGCAGAAAGCUGCCACCAUGCCCCUCACUACCAGCCACGCUCCAGCUACACCAAAACAGAAAGCGCCCGGCCUCUCUCAGGACUUCUGGCUCACCAGGGGCACAAAGAGCAUCCGCAGGGGGUCGAGAGGGAAAGUGACGCGCCGCUCCUCAGACUCAGCGAGCGCCGUCAAAAUGAACCCAGGAGGCCUCAACGGGAUGAGUUCAAAAAUCAGCUCGAGCAAAGCCGAGACCAGCAGAGCGUUGGUGUGUUCCCCCAUCACGGUGCUGUACGUGCAGGGCAAGUCAUCUUCCAUGUCGGGCUGCCUCAACUGCUUCUCCACGCCGCUGGGGAAAGAGGGCCGCCUGAAAGGCCCCAAGUCCCCAAAGAGCCUCCCCCGAGCCAGCAGCGUCAUCUCCACAGCGGAGGGCUCGUCCAGGCGCUCCAGCGUCAACAGUGACUGCAGGGUGGCGGUGAAGGCCGACCCGCUCUCCGUCCUGGUUUCAGAGGAGAGCGGUAAUCAAGAGGAAGUGAGUCCGCCUGAACCAGAGACCAGUAACAGUGAACCAGGACUCAUUCCUCCAGUCAAACCUCCCAGAGACCCAACAGCCGUCGUCCCCACAGACGGUGGCCCCAAAUCCCCUAAAUCCCCCGUGCAGGAGUCACUUUUUGGCUCCUCGUUCACUUUUAACUCCGUCUUCUCAAACACUAUCUUCAGCGAUUCUGUGGUCACCACCAUGUCCAGUAUGGACGCCCUGGACACCAACAACCACACCUCCCUCGGUCUGGAUCCGUCCGUGCAGCCACCAGAGAGCCACGAGGCGGCUCCUGGUGCACCACAAACACUGGAAGAGCAGAGUCAACCUGCAGAAGGUGCAGCCGGACUGGAGGAGAAGGACAAGACGCUCACCAUUGCAUGAAAGCAGCAGAAUCACUGAAUAUUGGGCCUCAUGCAGCAACAUUCUCUUUUUUUUUUUUUUAUAUUCUUUUUAUUGCCAAGUUCACAUUGGUUAGAAUACAUGUUUCACACAAAGCAAUCAUAGUUUUAUAUGCUUUUUUGGUAUACAAGAAUAAAAGUUAAACCAAAACCAAAACAAUAACAAACAAACCAACAAAAAACAAAACAAACAACAACACGGCUGUAUCUUAAAACAUAAAUAGAUUGGAUAUGACAAAAUGGCGGAUUACCACACAACUUGGGUACAGUGUCCAAACAACAGCAACAAGAAAAAGAAAAGUGCCGACCUGAGGCAGAGGGAAGGAUUAGCUUCCAGUCAGUAUGAUCACUUAAUUGGAAUCAUUCAAAUUUUAACAUGAACCUCUCUCAGGUCCUUCAGAAAUUUUAAUACUGGCUUCCAUACUUUAUCAAAAAUUGCCCACCUGCCUGAGCAACAUUCUCUUACAUUUCUUUUUUUUUUGACAUUUUUUAUUUUUAUUUUGUGAGAGCAUUAUCAUACAGUGCUUACUUUCAGACAAUAUACAAUAGUAUUUCUGCCACUCACAAUCAAGGUUUUUUGUUUACAAAACAAGAAACAAGAUACAGAAAGUUAAACUUUUUACAUUUGAGAACUUUGAACAAACUGGGAAAGGUAGACAUAUGUGAAAGAGCAAAUAGAAAAAAGAAAAAGAAAUUAUCCACCAUGGAGUUUCAAAAUUAAAUAUAAGUAAUACAAACUAAUCAUUAGACCCAAUAAAACAUAGUACAAUGUUACAGUACAAAACAGCAUUACAGGGUCUCUCUUACAUUUCUAUUAUAUUUUCUCCUAAAAAAAUAAGAAAAGUCAACUCCAGAUUCCAGAUGCUCCAAACGUUCUUUGAUAAUGUGAUAUUCAUGUUUUUUUUUUAAUGUUUUGCUUUUAUGUGGACUGUUAAAAUUAGAUUUCUUUACUCUUUUUUAAUAGAAAAAAAGAGAAGACAAAAAAAAGAAACAAUAUCGGUGAAUCCCAGAAAUCAAUGGGUACUUAUAAAAUAAGAACAAAUGAUGGAUUCAAACGAAAAUAAAUUAAUUUGCAUAUUGCUCUCCUGCGUGAGGCCCAAUGUGUCAAAUUUUCAUCACAUCAACUGAAGCACACAAUGUAAGUCACUGUAAUUUAAUAUGUUUGUAUUUAAUUCCACCGACUACCUAAUUAACGAUACAGUUAACUAUACAGUCAUAUUAAAAGGUGUAAGUAAAAAAAAGAUGUUUAGCUUGUGAUUUUUUCCCUCACAGCUUUAGUAACAUUACAGCUCUUACGGCAUAUUAAUAUACCUGAGUUAUAGCUCAAGAGAUUCACAGUGUUAUUUUUCCAUCCUGGUUUGUGUUUUUGCACAAUUUCUGUUUAAUAUAACUGAAUAACAUGCAGAUAGUUGUCUUGUCUUUGGCCAUUUGAAAUUAGAUUGGUGUUGUGACUCCAGCCUGUUUACCUUUCCUUUACCACACUGACAAUCCUGUUCUGUAUAUUUGUGUUUGCCAAAAUAUUUUGUUCAUUUCUGCUGUUUCUAUUUAUGUCUGUCACUCUGACAGAACUUUUAAAUUAUUAUAUGUUGAUUUCCGUGUAUGUUAGAUUUAAGUGUGAGCCUGGGUUGAAAUUGUGUAAGAAACUGUAAAUCUUGUAAAAUAGGAUGUGUACCUGAAUGCUAUUUUCCCUAAAAUAAAGAAACCCCCUAU
This is a messenger RNA of Centropristis striata (black sea bass), 7844 nucleotides long. RefSeq names its product girdin-like. Gene Ontology annotation, molecular function: microtubule binding; dynein light intermediate chain binding. Gene Ontology annotation, biological process: cytoskeleton-dependent intracellular transport; cytoplasmic microtubule organization. NCBI's taxonomy places the organism in Eukaryota, Metazoa, Chordata, Actinopteri, Perciformes, Serranidae. The transcript is spliced from 29 exons. The coding region runs from base 607 to 6117 and encodes 1836 amino acids. Gene Ontology annotation, cellular component: cytoplasm; centrosome. The record is from RefSeq and is a predicted model, not a curated record.